GCUUUUGCUUCGUGCGUUGUCAACUGCAAUCUCAAUAAUGUUACAUAGAAACUUGACAGUUUUGUCUGUAGGCUUUCGAAAGUUUUUACUAGCACAAUUUCGUGUACACACAGAGAAAAGAUGGACAUCCAGCGGUGCCAGUAUCGAAAAGGAUUUAUCUUAUUUUUCCCAUCCUGGAAGACAGCCAUUACUGGAGAUGACAGUAGGCCAAUUGUUUCAAGAGAGUGCCGAGAGAUGGCCACAGAGAGAAUGCAUAAUUUCGAUGCAUCAAAACGUCAGAUUGACUUUUUCCGACGUCUUGAGUCGAGUAGACAAAUUGGCGGCUGGAUUUAAAAAAUUAGGAUUAAAAAAAGGCGAUCGCAUCGGUAUCUGGGCACCUAACGAUUACCAGUGGUACUUGAGUUUCGUAGCUGCAACGCGGGCAGGAAUAAUUAUGGUAGGAAUAAAUCCUGCUUACCAAAAAGAUGAAAUCGAGUAUUGUAUCCAGAAAGUCGGCGUCAAAGCCAUCGUCUGUCCAGAAUCAUCGAAGAGGCAAAACUACGCGAAAGUGUUACUCGAUAUCAAACAACGAUGUCCUACUCUGGACCAUAUAAUCGUUUACUCCCAAGAUCACGUCAGAGGAACUCGAAGAUUCUCGGAUGUCGAAGCCCUUGCUAGCGAUAUCGAAGUGGAGGCCAUUGGCAAAGAACAGAGUGACAUAUCGCCCGGUGCCGGAUGUAACAUUCAAUUUACUUCAGGAACAACUGGAAAACCAAAAGCAGUUCUACUUGGGCACAAAUCCUUUGUGAAUAAUUCAAAACAGGCGGCGGAGAGAACCGAGCUACUUUCUGGACAGCAGAAGAUAUGUCUGAACGUACCGUUUUUUCAUGCAUUUGGCAUGGUACAGGCACAACUGGCCAGUCUCCACGCAGGAAGCACUAUGGUUAUAGCGUCGCCAUUUUUCAAUCCAGUAACUUCCAUAGAAACCAUAAUUAGGGAAAAGUGCACGGUAACAUUUGGAACGCCGACAAUGUGGGUCAAUCUGAUAGACGUUCAGCAUCGACUGAGUGCACCCGUGGAGACGCUUUUCUCAGGGGUUAUCGGUGGUUCACCAGCGUCGCCACAACUUUUCAAGAGGAUACAGGAACAUUUGCGUCUGAACAAUAUGAAGUCGAUAUAUGGUCUCACAGAAACCUGUGCAAUAAUUUUUCAAUCACUGCCUGGAGAAUUGAAGGAAUUCACGGAAAACACUGUGGGACAUGUUUCUGAUCACAUUGAGGCUCUGGUCGUCGACGAUAAGGGCUCGCCAGUAGCUUUCGGACAUCCCGGUGAACUUUGGGUUCGCGGUUACACCUCGAUGAUCGGCUACUGGAACGACGAGGAGAAUACAAGAAAAACCAUAACGGAAGAUGGAUGGUUGAAAACUGGCGAUCAGUUUAUAUUAGAGAAAAAUGGGUAUGGCAGGAUAGUCGGUAGAUUGAAAGACAUGCUUAUACGUGGCGGAGAGAAUAUAUUUCCAAAGGAAGUUGAACAUUUCCUCGAGUCACAUCCGGGAAUCGUUGAAGCGCACGCUUUCGGGGUUUACGACGAUGUUUAUGGAGAAGAGAUCUGUGCGUGCAUCAGGACCCGGAAUGGCGUUAAACUCACUGCAGAUGACGUGAAGGCUUACGGCAGGGGUAGAGUUGCUCAUUUCAAGAUUCCAAGGUACAUCGUCUUCGUGGAUCAACUUCCCAAGACUGCCAGUGGCAAGAUACAGAAAUUUAAAUUACGGGAGGAAGUGGAAGCUAAAGGACUCGUCCCUUCUAAGCCGAAGUGACAACAGUUGAAUAGAAAAAAGAAAUAUGACUUAUAUUAUCAUAUCUGUAAAUAACAGUUCCGUAUUCUGUGAACUCUUCAUUUUAUAUUAACUUUGAUAUCAACAUUCAGCACGUAUACUGUGAACAGUAUUAAUUGAUAUAAAUACAUAGAACGUAUAAAUUA
This is a messenger RNA of Cephus cinctus (wheat stem sawfly), 1959 nucleotides long. RefSeq names its product acyl-CoA synthetase family member 2, mitochondrial (gene Acsf2). Gene Ontology annotation, biological process: fatty acid metabolic process. The record is from RefSeq and is a predicted model, not a curated record. Gene Ontology annotation, molecular function: medium-chain fatty acid-CoA ligase activity. The transcript has 7 exons. Bases 38 to 1795 code for a protein of 585 amino acids. NCBI's taxonomy places the organism in Eukaryota, Metazoa, Arthropoda, Insecta, Hymenoptera, Cephidae.